AUGUUCGGGAAAACAGACAAAAUGGACGUUCGGUGCCACACGGACGCAGAGGCUGCCCGGGUCUCCAAGAACGCGCACAAGGAGAGCCGGGAGAGCAAGGGCGCGGAGGGGAACCUCCCUGCUGCCUUCCUCAAGGAGCCGCAGGGCGCCUUCUCGGCGUCGGGCGCCACGGAAGAUUGCAACAAAAGUAAAUCCAAUUCCUCGGCAGAUCCGGAUUACUGCCGCCGGAUCCUGGUCCGAGAUGCCAAGGGGUCCAUCCGAGAGAUCAUCCUGCCCAAGGGCCUGGACCUGGACCGGCCCAAGAGGACGCGCACGUCCUUCACAGCGGAGCAGCUCUACCGGCUAGAGAUGGAGUUCCAGCGCUGCCAGUACGUGGUGGGCCGCGAGAGGACCGAGCUCGCCCGGCAGCUCAACCUCUCCGAGACCCAGGUGAAGGUCUGGUUCCAGAACCGGCGCACGAAACAGAAGAAGGACCAGGGCAAGGACUCGGAGCUGCGCUCGGUGGUGUCGGAGACAGCGGCCACGUGCAGCGUGCUGCGGCUUCUGGAGCAGGGCCGCCUGCUUUCGCCGCCAGGCCUGCCCGCUUUGCUGCCGCCGUGCGCCACCGGCACGCUCGGCUCAGCGCUACGAGGGCCCAGCCUACCCGCCCUGGGCGCGGGGGCGGGCGCCGCCGCGGGCUCGGCCGCCGCCGCCGCCGCCGCCGUUGCCACCGCCCCGGGACCUGCCAGCGCAGCGUCCCCGCACCCGCCGGCAGUGGGCGGUGCCCCGGGGCCGGGGCCCGCCGGGCCAGGGGGACUGCACGGAGCCGCGCCGGCUGCGGGCCACGGCCUCUUCAGCCUACCCGUGCCCUCGCUGCUCGGCUCGGUUGCCAGCCGCCUGUCCACCCCGUUGACAAUGGCUGGUUCGCUGGCCGGGAACUUGCAAGAACUCUCCGCCAGGUACCUGAGCUCCUCGGCCUUCGAGCCUUACUCCCGGACCAACAAUAAAGAAGGGGCCGAGAAAAAAGCGCUGGACUGA
Phyllostomus hastatus (greater spear-nosed bat) is the source of this 1017-nucleotide messenger RNA. RefSeq names its product ventral anterior homeobox 1 (gene VAX1). NCBI's taxonomy places the organism in Eukaryota, Metazoa, Chordata, Mammalia, Chiroptera, Phyllostomidae. The transcript has 3 exons. Gene Ontology annotation, molecular function: DNA binding; DNA-binding transcription factor activity, RNA polymerase II-specific. The record is from RefSeq and is a predicted model, not a curated record. The coding region runs from base 1 to 1017 and encodes 338 amino acids. Gene Ontology annotation, biological process: regulation of DNA-templated transcription; central nervous system development; brain development.